GCUCUGUGGAGAGGAGAGGAGUGUGAGCGUAACAAGUGGGACGAGUCUACAUCAAUUGCCUUUGCGCUUCCAACAUCCUGAACAUCUGAAGCUUUGUGCAAUGUAAGCACCUCGGAGGAGGUUCAGAAAAGAGCAAUGGGAAGAGAAUUUCAUCUGUUUCUCCAAAGGGACACAGGCAUGCCCCCAGUUCCCUCCUCUGCACUUAUUUUCUUCGCAUUAUUAGUCACUGGGAUAUCUGGAGAAACACAAGUGCAGUUUGCUGGACAAACUGAAUUUUUUGUAAAUGAAACUGCGACCACAGUCAUACGUCUGGUAAUUGAAAGGACAGGAGACCCCGUAAACAUCACGGCAAUAGUCCUGCUACAAGAGGAAAACACAGGAGACUUUAUAGCUACUGCUGCUGCUGCGUUCAUACCCGAAUGGGAGAAGAAUCGGACGGUCUAUAUUUCUAUAUGCGACGAUGACUUGCCAGAGGCAGACGAGACAUUUCAUUUCUUUUUGAUAUUACAGAAUCCCCCACUAAACACACAGCUAGGACCCCAGAAAGUUGCCACUGUCACCAUACUGUCCAACGACAAUGCCUUCGGGAUCAUCUCUAUCAAUAUGUCAUCAUUCAUCACAGUGAAUGAGCCAUGGGGUAGAGACCAGUCCUUGCCUGUCACACUUCUGAGAGAGAAAGGCACUUACGGAAGCGUGACCGUGACUUUUGAGAUUGAGGGAGGUCCCAAUCCAGCUGAUGAAGAUCUAAUUCCAGCUAAAGGAAACGUCACAUUCCUCAGUGGGAGGUCAAUCUUCAUUUACAACCUGACAGUUCUAGAUGAUCAGAUACCUGAAAAUGAUGAAAACUUUACUUUAAGACUUACACAUGUAUAUGGCGGCGCAGAGAUCAACACUUCAAAGAGCAUGUUGCAGAUCAAUAUUAGAAAAAAUGAUAGCCCAGUACGAUUCAGUCAGAGCACUUACAUGAUACCUGAGACAGAAGAUGUGAUAAGUAUCCCUGUGAUUCGUGGAAGGACUCUUAAUGAUGUAGUUGUUGGAUCAGAUGAUUCCGUAGUGUCCAUCAAAUACAGAGUCAUAACUGGGAACUCAACAUCUAGCGCACAGCUCAGAAAUGACUUCUUAGACCUUCAGCCAAACAACACAAUAAUAUUUCUUCCAGGGGUCCAGGAGAUUGCACUAAAAUUUCAAAUAAUUGAUGAUGCAAUCCCUGAAAUAGCAGAGUCUUUUCAAAUUGUUUUGAUGGAGGAAUCCCUACAAGGUGACGCCGUUUUACAAUAUCCAAGUAUUGUCUACGUCACCAUUGAACCUAAUGACAAACCCUAUGGAGUUUUGUCUUUUAACAGUGCCAUUCUUGCACAGAUAGCAACUAUUGAUGAAGAUAAAGUAUCAAGAUAUGAUGGAAUAACUAUAGUGAGAAAUGGAGGGACACACGGCAAUGUUUCAGUAAGAUGGGUCAUUAAGCGGAACAGCAGUGAUGUAUCACCUGUGACCACCGACAUCCUGCCCGAUUCUGGAGAACUUAAGUUUUCACAGGGGCAAAUGAUGGCAACAGUUCCCCUCACAAUUGUAUCAGAUCUUGUUCCUGAAGAAGCUGAGGCAUAUCUGUUCCAGAUCUUUGCAGCUCAAGGUGGAGCAGAACUUGGCUCUCCAACAGAGCUUCUGUUCUACAUCCUAGACAGUGAUGAUGUAUACGGUUUGAUUCAAUUUCAUGCCAUACAAGAGCAGAAAAUUGAGAGCAGUCCUGAGGGGCGAUACUUGACCUUGAGUUUUCUGAGGCAAGGUGGAACCAGAGGAGAUGUGAGAUUAGUUUAUGAUGCAUUGUACAUCCCGGCUGGACCAUUGGAUCCUAUGAGAGCAAAAGACAGAGUCCUCAAUGUUUCAUCAAGAAACAGUGUUAUAUUUGAAGAGUCGAGAUCAGUUAUUACAGUCCAAUUGUCAAUAAGAAACGAUGCAUUUCUCCAGAAUGGGGCUCAUUUUCUUGUACAGCUGGAAUCCACUGACCUGCUGAGACCCAGCCCCCUAGUGCCGCCAUUAAGCCCGAGACUUGGAGCGCCGCAAAAUGUUUCAUUGAAAGUUACUCCUGACAUUGCAAAUGGAGAAAUUGGAUUCACAAGUAACCUGCCAAUAGUUGUCUCAGAGCCGGAGAAUGUCUCCUAUAACGUGGUGUCGAUUGUGCUACAUCGUGAUGGAACAGGCGAUGAUGCGGUUGUAUAUUGGAGCAUCAAACCCUAUGGCGUCAAUAAGAAUUCCAUCACUCUCGACGAUUUAAGUCCCUUCAAUGGAUCUGUGACUUUUUUAUCUGGACAGAAUACGACAGAGAUAAAUGUCACCAUUAAAGCCGAUGAUUACCCCGAAGUCAAUGAAACUGUGAUCAUAUCAUUGGACAGGGUCAGUGAAGAAAAUCAAGUCCUCAAGUCUGGAUUUACCAGUUGCGAACUUACAAUACUGGAAAAUGACAACCCGGGAGGCGUGUUUGAGUUCUCCCCAUUUUACAGAGGACCUUAUAAUGUAAAAGAGGGAGAUUCUGUUGAACUUAGAAUUGCUCGAUCCAAAGGGCUUCUUGUUAAACAGUUCCUGCGGUAUACCAUUGAGCCAAGGGACAGCAAUGAAUUCUAUGGAAACACUGGGAUCCUGGAGUUUAAGACUGGUGAAAAAGAGAUUGUAAUUACAUUGUUAACAAGGAUGGAUGGGGUACCAGAGUUAGAGGAGAUGUACUCGGUGGUGCUGAGCAGUCAUGGAGAGUUUCCCAUCACACUAGGGGAAGCCAUAAGAGUCAACAUAACCAUCUUAAAAAAUGAUGACCCACAUGGAGUUAUUGAAUUUGUCUCUCCUGGAAUAGUCAGAAACAUAAAUGAAAGCAAAGAAAAUGACAUUCACUAUGCUGCAUUUGAUGUCAUGAGGCGACAAGGCAGCUUUGGCGCCAUUAAUGUGACAUGGACUGUAAGCCCAGAUUCCACCCCUGAUGUUUACCCCUCACAUGGCGUACUGCAGUUUAAAGAUGGGGAAACUGUGAAGACAAUAACCAUUUCAUCGACUCCAGACGAGAUUCCAGAGGAGAAGGAAGCAUUCACUAUAACCAUUUUCAACCCCACGGGUGGUGCCAGGAUGGGAAACGUCACCACAGCCACACUGGAAAUAAAAAAAAAUGAUGAUGCCAUUUUCUUUGCAGAACCAGUUGUUUUAUGGGUUAAUGAAGGUGAGAGUGCAAACCUCACUAUUAUGCGGAAUGGAUCAGCUGAUUUUAUCUCUUCUGUCGCCUAUGCAACUUUCAGUGGAACAGCUAUUGCCGAGGAAAGAGAUUUUACUCCCGUUUCUGGAGACAUACUAGUGUUUGAAAUUGGCCAAAGAAUGUUGAAUAUAGCAGUAAAGACAAAUGAAGAUGAUGCACCAGAGACAGAUGAAUACUUUUAUGUAUGGCUUUUUAACUGUACAGGAGACACUGUGGUGAGUGGAAAUGGAAAUGCCACAAUAAUUAUCAAGGCUAAUGACGACCCCAAUGGAAUAUUCUACUUUGAAUCCAUUGAUAAAACUGUAGAAGAAAGUGGAAGUAAUCAGUUCAAGGUGCUGCGAGACAGAGGACAUUUUGGCAGUGUUUUUCUGCACUGGCAGAUUAUGCAGAAUGGAUCGGUUUUACGGCCAGGCCAGGAAUUUAAUGAAACAUGGGGCAUUCUCUUGUUUAAUGACCAAGAUGCUUUUAGAUAUAUUACUCUCCAUGCAAUUUCUGAUCAAAUUCCAGAGUUCAACGAGUUCUAUGUUUUAAAGCUGAUAAAUAUUUCCGGGGGAUUUCCAGGCCCAGGCGGUCAGCUGGCAGAAACAAAUCUAAAUGUGACAGUGAUGAUUCCUUUUAAUGAUGAUCCAUUUGGAGUAUUUGUCAUUGGGCCAGAGACACAGAAUCAGGAGGUGGCUGAAGAUGUCAUAUCGGUAGACGAUAUGAGAUACAUCAUCAACAUCUCCAUUUGGAGACGUCAGGGUACAUUUGGAGAUGUUCGCAUUGGCUGGGAAAUUUACUCCACAGGCUUCAAAGUGGGCCUACCUCCUAUGGUGGAUCUCUUGCUUAUUGCCUCAUUCCCAUCUUCUGUGCAGUUGCAACCGCAUAUGCGCCGACACCACAGUGGAACAGAUGCCUUGUUCUUCAGUGGCAACGAAGGUGCUUUUGGAGUGAUUGAGUCCCAGUAUUAUCAUAGUUUAAAUACGACUCUGACAAACUUUACCUUCUCAGCAUGGACCAUACCCACCAUUAACACCAAUGGAUUUAUCAUUUCAAAGGACAAUGAUAAUGGGACAAUGUAUUAUGGUGUGAAAGCUGAAACCAAUGACUCUUAUAUCAUGAUCCUGCUAUACUAUGUGACCUUUGGUUCUGAUACUACUUUUGUGGCUAAAGCAGGAAUUUCAAAAUUUAUGGAACAAAAUGCUUGGACCCAUAUACUGAUUACAUUAGAUGAUGGAUUUAUAGAGUUUUAUAUUGACGGAAACCUUGUCCCUGGAGGAGUGAAAAGUCUGAAAGGAGAAGCAAUACUGAAUGGUCCAGGAACAUUGCGUAUUGGUGCAGGAGUAAAAGGAGGCAGCAGAUACACCGGCUUUCUCCAAGAUGUGAGAAUAUAUGAACAACGACUUUCUCGAGCAGAGAUUACUGAACUUCAUGGCACUCCAGCCAGAAGUGAUCUACACCCAAUAUCUGGCUAUUUGGAAUACAGACAGGGAGAAAUACAUAAGUCAUUUGUUGUGUCUGCCAAGGAUGACAAUGAGGAAGAAGGAGAAGAAGUCUUCAUGCUAAAACUGGUGUCUGUGUUUGGUGGAGCAAGAAUUCCAGAUGAGAACACAACAGCCUUAAUAAGGAUCCUAAAAAGUGAUAAUGCCAAUGGCUUGUUCGGCUUUACUGGACCAUGUAUUCCUCAGUCUUCAGAGGAGGGGUCUACCAUCUCAUGUGUUGUGGAACGCACACGAGGAGCACUGGACACUGUUUAUCUCUUCUACAGCAUUAGUCAGACAGAAUCUGAUGGCCCAGUAGUUGACUUCAGUACAAGCAGUGGAAAUAUCACUUUUCUACCAUCUCAGAGAUCAAAGGUGUUAAAUCUGGAUGUUCUAGAUGAUGAUAUCCCAGAACUCAUGGAGAAUUUUCGAGUGACUCUCACACAUGCCAUAUCUGGUGAUGGGAUACCUGGGUCUACUCCUACCAGCGGAGCCAGCAUAGAUCCCAAUAAGAAAUCAGAAGAUAUUAGAAUUAAUGCUAGUGAUCACCCUUAUGGAUUACUUCAGUUCUCUGUGGACCCUCCUCCAAGACCAGGUGAUAACAUGACCAUUCCCUCAAAAUCUGUUCCCUCUAUAAAAGUCAAGGAGGAAGUAGGACAAGUUAAGCUGCUGGUGGUACGAGCUCAAGGACUUUUGGGCCAUGUAAGAGUUGAAUAUAGGACAUCUCCAAUGACUGCAUUCAGUCCACAGGACUAUCAGGAAACAGCUGAUUUUUUGGAAUUCCAGCCUGGAGAGCGAUAUAAAUACAUUUAUGUUAACAUCACUGAUAAUGUUGUACCUGAACUGGCCAAAUCCUUUAAAGUUCAGCUGUGGAAUGCUGAUGCUGGAGUGGCUGAACUCUUUAGGGACGAUGCGUUUGGUAGUGGUGAUGGUGAACUGGAGCUGUUCCUUCCAGCUGUACAGCAAAGGGCUAGCCUAGGUAUUGCCUCGCACAUAAUUGUGGUCAUUGAAGACUCUGAUGAUGCUCAUGGUGUGUUUGAAUUCAGACGAGAUUCUUUGUUCAUGAACGCAACUGAGCCCGAAUCUGGAUACAGCGCUGUUUCAUUUCAGGUUUUACGUCAUCGCGGUGCCUUGUCUUUGGUGUUUCUGUUUUGGAGAAUAGAAUCUGACCUAUUUGGAGACUUGGCUUUUACAUCUGGAAAUGUAACAUUUCAAAUAGGACAAAUGGAUGCAAAUAUUACAGUUUUUGUGUCUCCUGAUGAUGUUCCGGAACUGGAUAAAGAAUUUUCCAUUGUAAUCACUAAUGUUUCCAGUGGACGACUGGGGAAUUUUACCAGUGCUUCACUUACCAUUUUUGCCAAUGAUGACCCAUAUGGUCUUUUUAUAUUUUCCGAACUUAAUCGGCCCAUGAAAGUUGAGGAAAAAAAUCUCAAUGUUUCAUUAACAGUAAAACGAUUAAGUGGACUGAUGGGAUCGGUCAUGGUUUCCUAUCAAACUAUUAUGGACUCUGAAACAUUUUCAUUUUUCCCACCGAAUAUUGCAAGAGCCACUCAAUGGAAAGACUACUGGCCCAUCUAUGGAAGUGUUCUUUUUACAUCAAAUAUCAGUGAAGUCAAGAUCUUUCUCCCAAUUUUGGAUGACAAUGAUCCAGAGAGAUCAGAGUCCCUAUUUGUUGAAUUAUUCAAUGUCACAUUAGUAGAAAAAAUGCAAAGUCGCCCUGUGCUUAAUUCCCCCCGCCUUGGAUCGAAAAGUGACACGGUCGCACAUGUCAUUAUAAAUGCCAGUGAUGAUGCAUUUGGAGUCCUUCAGCUUUCUACCACCUCUGUGCGCAUUGCGGAAAGUUAUGUUGGGCCAAUAAUUAACGUCACUAGAACUGGCGGGAUGUUUGCUGAUGUCUCUGUGAAAUUUAAAGCAGUGCCAAUAACAGCUACAGCCGGUGAAGAUUACAGUGUAGCUUCAUCAGAUGUAGUUUUACUUGAAGGAGAAACAAGCAAAGCGGUGCCAAUAUAUAUCAUCAAUGACAUCAACCCUGAAGUGGAAGAGUCAUUCCGCGUCAUAUUGUUAAAUGAGACGACGGGGGGAGCAUUUGUAGGAGACAUAACAGAAGCUAUCAUAGUUAUUGAAGCAUCUGAUGAUCCCUAUGGCUCUUUUGUUUUUCAGGUGACCUCUAUCUCUGUAGAUGAGCCUGACUUCAAUACAGUUCCUGUGAAUCUGACAGUAAUUCGGAAUGCUGGCACUCUUGGCAAUGUUGUAGUUCAAUGGGUCGCUACCGUCAAUGGAAAGGUCGCCGCAGAUGACCUCCGAGUGGCAUCUGGUAAUAUUAGCUUUGCUGCUGGGCAAACUGUUCGGACCUUGUUAUUAGAAGUCAUGCCAGAUAACGUUCCUGAAAUUGAAGAGGUUAUUCUAAUACAGCUCACAGGGGCCUCAAAUGGAGGAAUCAUUGGACAGGAAGGAGUGGCUAAAAUCGUUAUUUCACCCAAUGACAAUCCCUACGGAACCAUUUCAUUUGACAAGACAGUGUACAAGAUUCAGGAACCAUUGGAGAAAAGUUAUUUUGCAAAUAUUACCAUCAGGAGGAGUGGGGGGCGAUUUGGCCACUUACAGUUACUAUACAGUACUAAUGAGUUGGAUGUGGUUGGUCUUGCAGUUGAAGAAGGACAGGACAUGUUGGCUUAUUAUGAAUCUCCAUUCCCAGCAGUCCCAUUGGUGUCUUCAAGAAUUGCUGUGAAUGUUUCCUUAGCCAGAGACCCUCUUCAGGCCUGUGCCAUCGCAUGUCUUAAAAACCAAGUAUGCUCCUCUUUUUCUUAUAAUAAUGCCUCCGGCAGUCUUCAGUGUUUCUGGUUAACAGCGCUAUCAUAUCAGCUUGAGAACAGUACACAGUUCUGGACCUAUAAGAAGAACAGUACCAGCGUGUCAGUGCUGUUUGGCUCUCAAGCCAGAGCCGGGAGCGAUUAUGAAACUGUUACAGGACAGUGGUUCACAAUGCAGGAAGGAGAAGAGUUUGCAAAUAUUACAGUUUCAAUACUUACCGACGGUUUUCCAGAAUUAGAUGAGCAAUUCCUUGUGUCAAUUCUCAAAGUCAGGUUGCUGGACAUUUCUGUCAGCGUAAAGAAUCAGCCAACAAUAGGUCAGCCAAACACAUCAGUGGUGGUGAUCAUGAUGAAUGGAGAUGCCUUUGGCGUGUUUGCCAUUUACAGUCGAAGUCCAAAUGCCACUGAUGGGGGGCACUAUGUGGAAGUACAAGAACAACCGCAUACAAUGGUUCAGCUGGUAAUAGAGCGCCGAGAAGGCAGUCUAGGACAAGUGAUGGUUGAGUGGGGUGUCAUUGGAGGAACUGCAUCCAUAAAUGAAGAUUUUAUAGCAGAUGGAGGACUGUUAGUCUUCACUGAAGGUGAAACAAGCAAAAUGGUAACGGUUAUGAUAUUGGAUGAUACAAACCCUGAGGACAGUGAAAGUAUUGUAGUUGGGCUGACGCAUACUGAAGGAGGAAGCCGUAUUCUUCCUAGCUCCAACACAGUCACCAUCGUCGUUUUGCCAAAUGAUAAUGUUGCUGGCAGGAUUGGUUUUCAAACAGCAUCAAGGUCGGUCAUUGGUCGGGAAGGUGAAAAACUGCAGUUCCAUGUGUUACGGACUCCGCCUGGACGAGGCAAUGUGACUGUUCAAUGGAAAAUUAUCGGACACCAUAUAGAGCUGAACUUUGGAAACAGUACAGGAUUUAUUUUCUUCCCAGAUGGGACACUGAACACAAGUUUUACUGUUCAUCUGCUAGAUGAUCAGAUUCCUGAGGAGAGAGAAGAGUAUCAAAUUGUCCUACACAAUGCCAUAACUCAAGGUAUUUCAGGCCCUGGUGAGGCUGUUCUUGAUGAACAAGGAUAUGAAGCAGUACUUACUGUGGAAGCCAGCGAUGAGCCACAUGGACUGCUAAAUUUUGCUCCCUCUUCAAGGACUGUGCUAACUCAAGAAGCAAAUAAAACCAUUCAGCUAUUUAUCAACCGAGAAUAUGGAUCCUUAGGAGAUAUUAAUGUCACUUACACCACAUCUGUGACGCAUGCCCCGAAUGAGACCAGUAUGCUCCCAGCAGAACCAGGCCUCGACUACAUUGGCACAUCUGGAUCUCUGAUCAUUUUAGAUGGGCAAACAACUGCGGCCAUUAAUGUGACUAUUUUAGAGGAUGAUAUACCAGAACUCCAGGAGUACAUCUUAGUUACUCUAGUGUCUGUGGACCUGACUGUGAAGGUAGUGACAACCUCUCCUCCACGCCUAGAUGCUGAAGGUUUGACAGCCCAGAUUAUUAUUGAUGCAAAUGAUGGGGUCCAAGGAGUUAUCGAGUGGCAGAGGACAAGCUUUGAAGUUAAUGAAACCCAGGGUAUAUUGACCCUUGUAGCUUAUCGAAACAAAGGAACCUUUGGAAACGUGUCAUUGUUUUUCUACGCACAGAAUAUAGGCGCUCUGUUAGGAAUGGAUUAUAAUGUUUCCUCAACGAUUUUAAAAUUUGCUGAUGGAGAAAAAUACAAAUUUAUUGAUGUAAUUAUCAACGAUGAUGAUAUCCCAGAAGGAGAUGAAAGUUUCCAACUGAUACUUGCAAAUCCUUCCCAUGGACUGGAGUUGGGCAAGAAUACAACAGCUACUGUUACAAUCCUUGCCAGUGAUGAUGGUCAUGGUGUUAUAUAUUUUAACAACACUGAGCACUUCUUCCUGAGGGAACCCACAGCACUGUACUUGACGGAGAGUGUUGCAGUGCUCUGUAUUAUCAGGGACCCUCCACAAGGAAUAUUUGGGACUGUAACCGUCCAGUAUUUUAUCACCGGAGAGAAUGGGUCCGAUGCUUCUGGUGAUCUGAGUCCUACAGAAGGCUAUGUCAUACUAGAAGAAGGAGUGAGGUUCAAGACCUUGGAAAUUGCUGCAGUGCUGGAUGAGGAACCAGAGAUGGACGAACAUUUUACUGUCACGCUGCUUAAUCCCACAGGGGGCGCUAGACUUGGCACUAGAAUCCAUACAGCGAUAACUGUGCUCCAAAACCAAGCACCUCAAGGACUGUUCAGCAUCUUCCCCACAAAUAGGAGAACAAGUUCUUUAACAGUUGAGGAGAACAAUGUGACGGUCUAUCUAAAAGUGUCCCGAAGCAAUGGCCUGAACAUGUCUGUGAGCGUGGAAUGGGAGACGGUCUCAGGGAGCGCCUUUGGCAUAAAGGGUCCCUACUCUGUGCUGUCUGUUUUGCAAAGUUUCCCGAAUGAGUCAUCUUCUACUUGGUGUUUCUUCUCUCACGAUGAAGUAAAAUAUGGUGUUUUGCUGAAAAAAUAUUCUGCAACAAACUCUACUUGCACAGUCUAUGAAUGGCGUGGCGUAUUUAUAGCUAUUCAGGACCUUGUCAUUGAAAACCCCGUGCAUUGUGCUGCUUUUCCAACCAGUGACUCUCAGGUUGUUGUUAUUACAAGUGGAAUUGGUAAUCGUCCUUCGAAUAACAAGGUCUAUACAUUCACUCGCAAGAAUGGAUUAUUGCUGAAACAGACUCUUCAAGUCCUAGGAACGACCAGUUUAAAGCAGUUCUCACUGGGAAAUCAGGAAUAUUAUCUGAUCAUUGGAAGUAAUACAAGCAGUUCUCAGGUUUUUAAAUGGAACAAUGGUAUAUUUGUACAAUACCAAAAUCUUCCAAGCCCUGGUGUUACAGGUCUAACAGUUUUCACUCGUGGGGAAGCUGUCUACAUGGUGGUGUCCCGUGGAGGCUCUGACCAGAAUUCUUUGAUGUUCUUAUGGUCUGAUAAUCAGUUUGGAAAUCCACAAGAUGUGCCAAUUACUGGAACUAUGGAUGUGCAAUCUCUAGCUUUUGGUGGAGACAUCUACAUUGUAUUUCUACAAGAAACAGAUUUUAUUCAUAUUUUCCUGUGGGAAUCAGGACAGACACUCAUUAAAAAACUGCAAGUUAUUUCAUUUAAAGCUGCGCACACAAUUCAUACAUUUGUCCCGUCAUCCGGCCUUGCUCACCUUUUAAUUGCUGGUGGAAAUAUAUCUGAAUUGUAUCUCUUGAACUCUGAAAGGGGACAGUUUUCGCCAUUACUGGUUGCUCCACCCUCUAAACAGUUGAUCUCCUCUACUGUCCUCUCCUUAAAUGUGUCCAGAACCAUCAUAUCCUUGGCUGGAGAUUACCACACACAGAUCUUUGAGCUAACUUCAGUGUCUAAUCAAUCUGAUUUCAUACCAAGUUCAGGUGAGUUGAAGUUUGAGCCUGGUCAGAGUGAAGCCAUAUUCGCAGUUAAUAUCCUUGAUGAUUCAAUCCCGGAGGAGGAUGAAACUUUCAGAGUGAGGCUGAGAAACCCAAAAGGAGGCGCAGAGAUCGGUGUACAUUCCUAUGUCACCAUAAUCAUUCCAGCCAACGACCAUGCCCAUGGAGUUAUUGCUUUUGCUCAGAACUCAUUAAUGAAACAAGCAGAAGAGAUGGAACAGGAUAAUCUCAUCAGCUUUAGCAUUGAGCGUCUCUAUGGAACCUACGGCCGGGUUGUGGUAGAAUGGUUUGCCAAUGGCAGUGUAACUGAUAUAUUUCCUGCAUCAGGAGUGGUUACCUUCUCAGAAGGCCAGGCCCUCACCACAAUCACUAUCACAGUUGUUGCAGAUAAUAUUGCUGAGCUUGCAGAGACUGUCAUGGUUGUCCUUACAAAAGUCACCACUAUAAAUAUUGAGGAUUCCAGUAGAGGCGCUAUACUGGACCCUAAGAGAUCAACAGCUGUGCUGACCAUCCUGCCCAGUGACUCUCCACAUGGAGUGAUCGGCUGGCAUGCCAGUUCAUCUUCUGUUAAAGUGGAAGAACCUGUAGGGAAGACCAUGAUCGUAACCCUGCAAAUUACAAGGGAACAAGGCUUUGUGGGCGACAUUGCCAUUUAUCUUCAGUCCGUACCAAACAUCUCUUUGCCACUCAUAAACAGAGCCACGGAAUACGAAGAUUAUUUCAUAAAAGAUAAAGUCGUGAUUAUAAGAGAAAACAGAGCUUUUGGUCAAGUUAAUAUUACUAUCCUGUCUGAUGAUAUUCCAGAGUUAAACGAAGCUUUUCUCUUAAACAUCACUGAUGUCCAGUUUGUGAACUCAUCCACCUCACGUGGAGUACCUCUUGUCAAGAGGCCAGGGCUAGAAAUCUGUGAAGUAACAAUCCUGGAGAAUGAUGAGCCAAGAGGGAUAUUUCAGUUCAAUGUUACUAAGGGUGUAACUGGAGCUGUGAUAGGUUAUGAGGUCCCUCCUCCGCAAAAUGUUCUCAGACUCCCCGUUGUCAGACAAGCUGGAAAACUUGGCCUUGUGACUGUUUAUUGGGAAGCAAUGCCAAUCACCGCAAGUCAUGAAGAUUUUACACCAACCUCCGGGAAUCUUACAUUUUCUGAUGGACAGUCUGUGGGAGUAAUUGAAAUCUUUAUAUUGGAUGACACCAUUAUUGAGUUCUUGGAAACAUUCAAUGUCUCCUUAAAACAAGUGACAAAUGGUUCCACACUUGGGAAAGAAACUACAGUUAUGGUCAACAUCCCCCCUAAUGACUCUCCAUUAGGAUUGUUUGGCUUUGAGAAAAAAGUUGUACUGGUUUCUGAACCGCAGAGAACAGGAGACCCGGCUGGUGAAGCAUAUUUGAGUGUGGUGCGAAGUCAAGGUGGUCACGGAGCUGUCAAAAUAAUUUGGAUGGUAGAAGAAGCUGCACAAUAUGACCUCAGUCCAUUAAAUGGCACCCUUAUCUUUAAUGAGAGCGAUACCAAAAAAACAUUCACAAUCCAAGCUAUACAGGAUGGCCUACUUGAGGGAGAAGAAAGGUUCACAGUUCAGUUGGUGUCAGCAGAGUAUUCCGUCAUUUCCCCAGUAGAUGGAGCAGCCACUGUUGUUAUUGCUGGAGAUGUUGGAGCUUCUGGUGUGGUUGGGAUAGCACCCUCAUCCCUUCAUGUCCUUAUUGGUGAACCAUCUACAAACUAUAAUGGAACAGCUCAUAUCAGUCUGAUCCGUGGUCCAGGAAUUUUCGGUGACGUAACAGUGUACUGGAACAUAACUCCAGCCCACCCUAAUGACUUUGUAGAGACAUCAGGAAUGUUGACAUUGAAAGACAGGCAGUCUGCUGCCGUAGUCAUUAUACAGGCUCUUGAUGACAUUGCUCCAGAGGAAAAAAGCUACUAUCAGUUUUGUCUAAGUAAAAUCAGUGAAGGAGGAAUAAUAAAUGAAUCAGCUAGAGUUGCCAAUAUCACCAUGGUUUCCAGCGAUCUCCCAUAUGGAAAAUUUCAGUUUUCACAAACACUGCUGCAAAUUUCUGAAGAUGUAAAUGCUACCAUCGCUCGUUCGGGUGGUACAUUUGGAGAGGUCCAGCUCAAAUUUCAAACCAAGAGUGGAUCUGCACAAAGGGAUUUGGAUUACACAGACAUUUCAGGACAAAUCGUGUUUGGACCAUAUGAAACCAUGAAAAGUGUUUCUGUAGAAAUUAAAAAUGAUCUAUUACCAGAAGGACCCGAAGAUUUUUUCAUCAUCAUCACAGAAGUGACCCUUCUUGGAAGAGGCUAUGACCAUACUGUUAGAGAGAACGGACUCCAGAUUGAUGAACUGCCUAUAAUAGGGAACAAUUCGAUGAUCCGAAUCAUUAUUCUUAUUAACGAUAAUGCGGAAGGGAUCAUAGAGUUUGAUCCACAGUUUGUUUCAUUACAAGUGGAAGAAGAUAUAGGAACGUUAUUGAUUCCAGUUUUGAGGUUACAAGGUGCAUAUGGAUAUGUGACAGCUGAUUUCAUCUCUCGGGGUAUUUCCGCUUUGCCCAGUGGUGUUGACUAUGAAAUCUCUAACACUUCAGUAACAUUUCAACAUGGACAAAAUAGGAGCUUUAUCCACAUCUGGAUUACUGAUGAUGAAGAAAGUGAGUUCGCUGAGCAGUUUGAGAUUCGCCUGGUGGGAGCGAGUGGAGGAGCCAUUCUGGGCCAGCACAUUGUGUCAGUGAUUACAAUAGCUAAAAGUGACUCCCCCAAUGGAGCUGUGAGGUUCCUCAACCAAAGUCAGAUAACACUCCCUAACCCGAAUGUGACAGUCACCAUAUCGUUGAUGUUGGAGAGAAUCGGUGGACAUAUAGGAGAAGCUCAGAUUUUGUGGCACAUAUUAGGGCCUAACUCUAAAGCCAUCUUGACCUCAGGUAAUAAUGACUUUGGUGAACCUGUGAAUGGCUCUUUCCAUUACAAUGAUGGAGAAGGAGGACUAAGGAUAAUUACCCUAACUGUUCUGCCUCAUGGAGAAAUUGAAGUCCAAGAAAAGUUCAUUGUUGUAUUACGUGUGGCAAGUGGGACUACCGAGAUUGAUCCAAAAGCUGAAAAUGUGACUCUAACAAUACUGAAAUUUGGAGAUCUAAAUGGAAUUGUACAGUUUGCAGCUGAGUCACUUCUAAAGAAGAACUAUACAGAACCAGAAACCACGGACGGUCCUUUAAAUAUAACUCUCAUUAUAAAAAGAAUUCAAGGGACACUAGGAAUCCUUACGGUUUAUUGGCAGCUGACGAGCGUCUCUGACAUUGAUGGUGACUUCACAGCGACUUCUGGAUGGAUUCUUAUUCCUGAUGGGCAGACCGUUGCAGAGAUAACUCUUCAGCUCCUACCAGAUGAUGUACCGGAGCUAGAGGAGACCUAUAUGGUACAGCUGACCUCCGUAGAUGGAGGGGCAGACUUGGAUAAAGGCAAAAGUGUGGUGUGGUUCACUGUUUUGGCAAAUGACGAUCCUUAUGGUGUUUUCGUUUUGGACCCAACAAGUCAGAGCAUUAUUGUACACAGUGACAUGGGUCGUUAUGUGCAGGUUAAUGUCACGCGGCUUGCUGGAACAUUUGGCAAUGUCACUGUGCAGUAUCAGAUAUCCUUGGGAAAGUUAGAAAAAGUUAAUCUAACAGAAACAAUUGAGGGGAAUGUGCUGAUCCAAGAUGGUGCAAGCUUUGGAGUUGGUACAGUGCCAAUCAGCAGCCAGGUUUUCCUUUCACCUGGCUUUAAUUUUACCCUUGAGUUGACAAAUGUCACACUAAUGGGUGAAAGUAGCUUUGGAAAGCCCCAUAUACAUAAAGAACAGAAGCCAACUCCAGUACCGGUACCAAAUCAUGCUGCCAACUCAGAGAUUGGUUUUGAAUCAGUGGCCUUUCACCUUACAAAUAUCACAUCAGGCAUGGGCCAUGCUGUUAUAUACAGAGAAGGAUCUUAUGGUGCUGUAACUGUAAGUUGGAGAACUGGAUAUCCCACUGGCCUCAUGCCAAAGAACAUCCGUCUUGGUAAACUUACGCCAGAGUCCGGGGUUGUUGUCUUUAAGCAUGGAGAAGACUGGAAAUCAGUUCCUCUGCACUUGGAGGCAAAUACUAGUGGGCCAGAAGGUUUUGCUUUGCAACUAACCGGGUUGAAUAGCAGUGUACCCAGUGGAGCACGUCUGAGACAGGGGUUCACUUUUGCAGAAUUUGAACCAAUGGGAGUUUUCCAGUUUUCUCCUUAUUCAAAGUACAUUGUGGUGCAGGAAGACAACCAUACAGUGUCACUACACGUUCAACGGUUGUAUGGUUUCAGUGGCAACAACACAAGAGUGACUUUUCAGACCAUUGCAGGAAGUGCCAAACCAAAAGAAGAUUAUGUGCCCGUUGAUAAUGGAGAAGUGAUAUUCGAAAAAUAUCAAACAAGUUCUAUGGUACAGGUUUCCAUAAUUGAUGAUAAAGUGUAUGAACCAGAUGAAGUAUUUUACGUGAACCUAACAUCUGUGGACAAUGUUGAUGCUCACCAUGAGAGACCACGAUUACAUUCUGACUUUAGUCUUUCAACUAUACAAAUUUUAGCAAAUGAUUUAAUGUCUGGGGUCUUAAGCAUUGGACCUGCCGUUACAUAUAUCGAUGAAGAUUCUAAUCAUAGUGCCCUGAAUAUAGUCACCGUUCACGUCAGACGCACCCAUGGAUCUAGUGGGAUUGUUCAAGUCGUGCUUUCAACUUUUGGAGGCCGGAAGGCUCAAAAUGGUUUACAGGGUCUUCCUUUUGAACAAAGCCAUGGAGCCAGAAAUAUUUCAUGGGCUACCGAGGGCUUAGACUUUGAAGAUCAGGCUGUGCUAAUCACAAUGCUGGAUGGACAGAGUGAAACAGAAGUCUCACUCAGGAUUAUAGACGAUGAGGAACCAGAGGGUAUGGAAAUAUUCUAUGUCUUUCUCACAGAGCCCCAAGGAGGAGCUCAUAUAAUGGAGGGGAAAGAUGAAAGUGGAUAUUCAUCAUUUUCAGCCAUUGUUAUUCAAGGAAAUGAUAUACAAAAUGGCAUCUUGGGAUUUUCUAUAGAGUCAAUAGAUGGCCAUGUGCUUGAUGAAGACUCAGUGGAUAGGACAACUCAGUUAAAAGUGUCAAGACAAGAAAACAGGGCAUUUGAAGACGUGAAGAUCUAUUGGCGUGCUACCUUUAAUAAAACUUCAGUUGAACUUUCCAGGGAUGAUGUGAGCUUGGUUAAUGAACUGCAGGCAGUAUCAGGAUACACCAUCUGCACUGCUGGACAAACAGAAUGCUUAAUUACCGUGGCAGUACAAGACGACAAGAUACCUGAAUUUGAGACAUAUUUCUUUAUUGAGCUCUAUGACGUAAGUGCUGGUGCAUUAAUAAAUGGCAGCACUCGAUUUGCCAAAAUAAUAAUCGUGGAAAGUGACUCCCCUCGUGGCCUGAUUUUCUUUGCUGUGGGAUCUCGAGUGGCCGUUGCAGACAAGAAAACAACUGUAAUCAGUCUGCAAAUUUCCAGGCAACCCAGCUCUGUUCAGUCCAUUUCCUUGACAUAUAUUCUAAUGGAACUGAAAAAGUCUGCAGUGGUUGGACAUACAGUGAUUUAUCCGGCUGUUGCAGGACAGGAUUUUUUAAGCUCAGAAGGCAAACUUACCUUUGGACCAGGACAAAAAAAUAUUGUUCUGGAUAUCACCCUAACACCAGAAACUGCAUCACUCAAUCCUUAUCCAAAGCGGUUUCAGGUCCUACUUCUCAAUCCCACAGGAGGUGCCAAAAUAGAUAAGGAAUAUGGGACUGCCAACAUCACCAUCUUGUCAGACUCUUCUUCUCAGUCUACCUGGGGGUUACUUGACCAACUCUAUCAACCCUAUGAUGAAGCUGUUGUAAACAGGGUUCUCCAGACCCUCAACAAUAAGGCAGGUGCUGAAUUCACACAAGAACAACUCGGUGCCACCAUGAAUAUCCUGGAAAAGGUAGCAAGUGAUGGAGAAAUACAAGUUCUAAGUGAAGAGAGCCGCAUUCUGUUUUAUGAUAUACUCUGUAGUCUUGUUCAUCCAGACCGUUCGGACACACGUGGAUAUAGCCCAUUGAUUGAAGUUGCUGAAGAUUAUUCCUUCUCCCUCCUUACUGGAGUCACCUGUGGGUCCCCGAGCAUAAGAGGGAAGACCCAGUUUGACACAUGCCCCUUUAUUUCUAUAAGUGCCUAUCAUUGGUACCCACAGCAAAUCAAUGGACACAAGUUUGAUGGAAAGAAUGAUGAUUCGAUCCGGCUUCCCGAAAGGGUUUUGGCAGUAUUUCCUGGGAACACAACUUCAGAUGAAGGCUGUACAUUCUUACAGUUUAUAGAAUAUAGCAGCCAGCAGUGGUUUCUUACAGGAGGAGAAGAAAGUGCAUUAAAUAACAAGAUUUUAUCAGUGAGUUUGAAGGUUAACAGUUCUCACCGCUUAGCCGAUAGCAAUGAGGUCAUCUAUAGAAUUAAUACAGCUGGUGGGCGCAUCAUUCCACGCAUGUCACUAUGUCUUCUGUGGAACCAGGCGGGAGAAAGGUGGCUGUCAAAUGGACAGCUGUGCAGAGUGGUGGCCGACACGACACAGUAUGUGGAAUGUGCUUGUACUCACAUGUCCUCCUAUGCUGUGCAUGCUCAUACUGACAAGCUCUCCUCCUACAAUGAAGCCUUCUUUUGUGCUGGAUUUAUAUGCAUUUCUGGCUUUACCUUGGCCAUCCUUUCCCAGCUAUUCUGUACAAGGUCUUCCAUGUUUGCAGCUAAACUCCUAACUCAUAUGAUGGUGGCUUGUCUAGGGACACAGGUCUCAUUUCUGGCUUCUGCUUACAUUAGCCCUGAACUCUCCAAUGAAAGUUGUGCAGGUCUAGCAUCUAUCACCCACUAUUUCUACCUCUGUCAGUUCAUGUGGAUGCUUAUACAGGCAGUCAAUUUCUGGUAUGUUCUGGUGAUGAACGAUGAGCACGCAGACCGUCGGCAUUUGAUCUUCUUUGUGGUGGGAUGGGGACUUCCUGCAGUUGUUGUUGUCCUGCACCUGGUCAUUCUUAAAAGUAUCUACCAUAAGAACAUAAUCGAGAUUUAUGGUUUGGUCCAUGGAGACAUGUGUUUUAUUCCGAAUGUCUAUGCAGCUCUCUUUACAGCUGCCCUUGUGCCAUUAGUUUGUCUUGUGGUUGUACUUGUAGUUUUCAUCCAUGCGUACCAAGUCACACAGCAAUGGAAAGCAUACGAUGACGUGUUUAGAGGCAGACCCAAUGCUACAGAGAUCCCACUGAUUUUGUAUCUUUUUGCUCUUAUAUCGGUGACAUGGCUUUGGGGAGGAUUACAUGUAGCCCACAGACACCUCUGGAUGUUGGUUCUCUUCAUCAUUUUUAAUAGUUUACAGGGUCUUUACGCCUUUGUGGUUUACUUCAUUAUGCACAAUCAGCUAUGCUGUCCGGUUAAAGCCAGCUACAGUAUAGAGAUGGAUGGACAUAGAAGCCCGGCCUCUGCUUUCUUCACACCAAGCAGUGGGAUGCCACCUGCCGGGGCGGAGAUCAGCAAGUCCACUCAGAAUCUUAUCAGUGCUAUGGAAGAGAUUUCAACAGAAUGGGACAGAUCUGGCACCCAAGAGAAGCAAAGCCCCCAGAAUGGUGCAGCCUAUACCCCAUCUGGAGGGUACAGCAAUGGGUCACUGGUCGCUGAUGAAGAACUACAGGAAUUUGAUGACUUAAUAUUUGUAUUAAAAGCUGGGUCUGGGCUGAACAUCAGCGAUACUGAAUCAUGCCACGGCAGUCAAGAUGGAGGUAGCAUGGCCAACUCACAAAUUGUGGAGCUCCGGAGAAUUCCUAUAGCUGACACUCAUUUAUGAAUAAUUUUGAUGGAAAUAUGAAUAAUUUUGAAUUCUUCAUUUUGCACUAAACUGUAAUGUGCCCCAAUGUAAAUUAAUACCGGAUAACAGCUAAUUAUGAGGACUUAUUGAGGAUAUUGAUGAAACUUGACUUCAAAUAAAACUAAAAGGACAGUGACGAAAAUCUUUUUUUA
This is a messenger RNA of Bufo bufo (common toad), 18908 nucleotides long. RefSeq names its product adhesion G protein-coupled receptor V1 (gene ADGRV1). The transcript has 91 exons. NCBI's taxonomy places the organism in Eukaryota, Metazoa, Chordata, Amphibia, Anura, Bufonidae. Gene Ontology annotation, biological process: cell communication; G protein-coupled receptor signaling pathway; cell surface receptor signaling pathway. Bases 136 to 18735 code for a protein of 6199 amino acids. Gene Ontology annotation, molecular function: G protein-coupled receptor activity. Gene Ontology annotation, cellular component: membrane. The record is from RefSeq and is a predicted model, not a curated record.